ACAUAAUUUGGAAUGUUUUAAAUAAUUCUUCUUUAAUGCGGCAUAUGUAUUUUGGACCUGGUCAAGCAGUUACUCAUAAAUCAGAAUACUGGCAUGGUAACUUAUGGUCCGAAUCUCCUUUAUAUGGUCAAGAAUCAAUAACUAUUAAUAAUG
Molecule: messenger RNA, 153 nt
Organism: Dentiscutata heterogama
Lineage: Eukaryota; Fungi; Glomeromycota; Glomeromycetes; Diversisporales; Gigasporaceae
Source: the annotation of a GenBank genome assembly